This is a messenger RNA of Prorocentrum cordatum, 3702 nucleotides long. NCBI's taxonomy places the organism in Eukaryota, Dinophyceae, Prorocentrales, Prorocentraceae. The record is from the annotation of a GenBank genome assembly.
AUGGUGGUUGUGCUGCUGGUAGUUGUGGUGGUGGUUGUGCUGGUCGUGGUUGUGCUGGUCGUGAUCGUGCUGCUGGUGGUUGUGAUGGUGGCGGUUGCGCUGGUGGUGGUUGUGCUGGCGGUGGCUGUGGUUGUGCUGGUGGUUGCACUGGUGGGUUGUGCUGGCGCGCCCGGGUCCGACUGGGCGCGCCUCGCGCACAUGGGCGCGAGAGGGGCGCGCCUGGACGAGGCGAUUGGGAGGCGGGUGUUCAGCUUCCGGGACCUGGCGGCCAUCCUGUCCAACGAGGACCGAGGACAGCGUCAGGAAGAUCUCCCAACUGACGGUGGAGACCCUUGUUGCGCGGUGGAUCAACUACCACCUCGUGCGGUUCAAGUUGCUCGCCACGGAGGUGCUCGACUCCCUCUCGCGGCGGCGCGCCCAGGAGGCCAGGGCGCACGACCCGCUCGAGGUGGCCGAGGACCGAGUGGACGCAUGCCGAGGAGUGCUACACAGAGCGCUGUCGCAAGGUGCGCAGCCUGCGCAAAGUCAGUAACCGCGAGCUCGUGGCGGACGAGCUUAGGGACCGACGGCCUCGUACUGUCCGUGGUCGGCGCCGCCGUGCUGGCACCAACCUCGGGCGACUUCGCCGCCGCCCCUCGGGCGCCAGAGGAGGACGACGUCGAUAAGGAGAUGGAGGCGAAGGACGAGGACUGCAAGAUGGGAGGCGGCUGGAGCAACGGCGCCGGGGCCCCCUGCGCCUCCGGCUACUGCGGGAACGGCCGGAUCGACUCCACCGACGCCGCCAUCUUCCACGUCGCCGUCGAUUACAUCGCCUGCUACCGUGUCUGCGGGCACGGCGACGCGCCAGACGGGAAGGCGACCGCGGACUCCAUCAAAGGCCUCGAGGCUUCCUUGGCAGCCGUCCCCGAGUCCGAGGCGGAGACUCGCGCCAUGGCCUUACUCGCAACGUGCGAGGCCGAGGUCGCCAAAUACGAGGACGACGUCAAGCAGCUGGAGGCCGAGCUCGCGCGGCCCAUGGACACCGAUACCGGCGAGAUCACGGACCCGUGGUUCAACGCCCAGAGGUACUUGACCGGCCUGGUGGACAAGCUCAAGGCGGAUCCAUACGUUCCUGAGGAGCACGCCAGCUCCGCAGCAGAUCACGUCUCCCGCUUGUUCACCGGCUUUGCCGAGACUAUCAAGCAGGCGCAGGUUGUCAAGGUCGGGGGUCAGGACGGCCCUUCAGCCCAGGCUCCAGGUGCCAAGUCGACGCUGCGCGGAGCCACCGCGAACGUGCAGACGCUUCUACCGCGCCAGGCCACCCGGAGCUACGCGCAGAACUCGUCCACACUGCUGCUUUCGAAGGCGGCAAUCCUCGAGCACUGCUUCCAAGGCGCCGCUCUUGACGUCAUCGGCAUACAGGAGAAAUGGAUGUUCAUGAGUGCGGCGGCUGCUGGCGGACAGUAUGGCGUCCAAUGCUGGGUCCAACGCGGCUCCGAGCACACUAUCGUGCAAUGGCGAGCUGUCAGUCCUCUCAUGAUGUCCGUGGCGCAGCGCUGGUCGACUGGGCAGCUAGUGAUUGCGCUGGUGGGCCACGCCCCCCCGGAGUGCAGCUCCGAGGCGACUAAGGAGACGUUCUGGCCCAUCCUGUGGCACAUCACUGCCGAGUUGCUCCAGCGCUAUCCAUCGGCAUUCUGGCUGCGCGCGCUGGGCGCGAACGCCCGCGUCGGCAGCGUCCGCUCGUCGGCCACUGGCCGCCACCACCCGGAGCGCGAGAACGACAACGGCUUCCGGCUACGGACUUAUUCUGAGCAUUUCGUCUUCAUCGUCAUCUCCACGUUCUUCCCAGAGGUCAGCCCCACCUGGACCUCUCCCAAGGGUCCUCGAUACCGCUUGGAUCACCUGCUGUGCCGUGCGGAGCACCGCACCCAAGCCGUCCGCUGCUGGGUGGCUGGGGACAUCGACCUCGCCAUUAACGCCACCCCUGACCACAGCCUUGUGGCGGGCGACUUUGAGGUCGGCAAUGCAAAGCCCACGCCCGAGAAGCUAGGUGGUACCUUCCGCUUGGACAAGCGGGCCUUGGCCGAUCCAGAGGCGUGCGAAGCCUUUCGUGCCGCUCUCUGGCGCUGCGAGCCCCCCUCCGGCGUGACGAUAGACGAGCACCUCGCAGAUGCCAAUGAGUUUCUUCGGCGUUCGGCGUCGCGCUGCUUCCAGAUGGUCCGGGGUGCACUUCGCAAGCCAUGGAUAGCCCUGGACACGUGGGUUCACAUCCGCCAGAUCGCGCCCACGCGGCGGCAGAUCGCGGCCGCUGAAGGCGAGGCGCGCCAGGUGUUCCAGGGGGCAGUCUUUUGCGUGUGGCGUGGCCUCGUGGCACGCUCGCCUCCAGCUGGCGGCAGCAUGCGCUCUGCACUGACCUCGCCGUGGCGCUUGAUCGGGCAGGCCAUCGGCCUUGGACGCCGAUCCGCGGAGUUCCCAUGGUGGGCAGCCCGGUGGCACGCGGCCAUCUUCGCAGUACAACUGGAUACACGGCCGCUUCUGGCGCGCGAUCGCGUCGCGUUCUGGGACUCGAUGGCUUUGAAGGCGGCCGCUGCCAUGCAGCGCAACGAACUGAAGACGGCCUUCGGCGUGGAGUCCGCCCGACGGGACGAGCAUGUCGCAUCCGUCUUCCAGGGCGAGCUCGUCUCGCGGAAUCAGCUGCGCUGCAAGGCCAAGCCCUCGCCGCCUCACGUGCCGUCGCACCAGUGCGGCGCGGUCGCUGGGAGAGGCGCGGACUUCGCGACCCAGAUCGUCCGCGCUCUUCUCGCCAUCGCGGAGGGUUCGGGCUGCAGCGUGUUCGCGCUCUUCGUGAAUCUGGUCAAGGCAUUCCACGAGAUCGUCCGGGAGCUUGUCAUGGGAUGGGGCUCGCGCCCCAUUGGCGAGCGAGCGCCUUACCUCGUCACUCUGGGCGUCGACACCGCUGCCGCACAGUUGAUCGUAGACUAUGUCGAGACGAACGGCUGCGUCUUCGAGCAGUGGGGCGUCAGCCCGACUACCCUGGGCACGCUGCGGACACUCUACGAGCACGCGUGGUUCCAGGUGGGCUCGCACGUUUUCAACGCUGGCUAUUGCGUUGCUCUCGGCCUCUUGGGCACUCAGCUCGCGGCGCGUGGGCUGGCGUUCCGCGUCGUAGAGCAUGGCCCGUUCUGGCAGACGCCAUGUGGGGGCUGCGCUGACGGGCGACCAGUCAUUGCUGCCACCUUCGUGGAUGACUUCGGCCUUGUCCUCGUGGCGCGAUUGCCGGUUCAACUGGACACUGCGAUUGCGCUGCCGGUGACAAUCCGCACCACAACGUUCAGCCACUUCCACUUGGCCAUCAUUUGGUCGAAGGGUGAAACAUGGCUGCUGGUGGUGGACGUGUACUGCCGCCUCGGCACGAUGCUCUCCGCGACGGGCGAGUCCUUCGCCAACGUGCGCCGGCGCACGCAGAUGGCCAUGACCGCGUGCGCCCCGAUCGCGUUCAAGGUUUUCGGCAGCAGCCUGAUCUCGGAUCGGCACAAGCUGAGCUUCUUGAAGUCCCUGAUGCUGUCUCGAUUGCUAUUUGGUCUCCACAUUGCUUGCCUGCCAGUGGCGCACCUGCGCCGACUGAAUGCAGUCUGCAUGCGCGGUCUCCGGCGCAUUGCAGGCGACUGUCGCUUCGGACCUGCCGUGCACUUGUCUGACCGCGAAGUGUGCGCGAGUGACUGA